Messenger RNA from Oldenlandia corymbosa var. corymbosa, 2253 nucleotides. NCBI's taxonomy places the organism in Eukaryota, Viridiplantae, Streptophyta, Magnoliopsida, Gentianales, Rubiaceae. The record is from the annotation of a GenBank genome assembly.
AUGGCAACUCCAUCAAACAGUCAGUUACAAAGCAUGCUACAAAGGGCUGUUCAAAAAGUUGACUGGACUUACAGUCUUUUCUGGCAACUUUCUUCCCAAGAAAGGAUUCUGGUGUGGAGAGAUGGAUAUUACAAUGGAGCCAUAAAGACAAGGAAGACAGUGCAGCCAAUGGAAGUGACGGAUGAGGAGGCAUCCCUUCAGAGAAGUCAACAGCUUAGAGAAUUAUAUGAUACGCUUUCCGCCGGAGAGACAGAAAAUCAGCAAGCUAGAAGACCGUCUGCUGCCUUGUCACCGGAGGAUUUGACCGAGUCUGAGUGGUUCUAUUUGAUGUGCAUCUCCUUCUCUUUCCCUCCCGGAGUAGGAUUGCCAGGAAAGGCCUAUGCGACGAGGCAACAUAUAUGGCUAACCGGGGCAAAUGAAGUAGACAGCAAAGUGUUCACAAGGGCAAUUCUGGCUAAGAGUGCUCGCGUUCGGACUGUUGUCUGCAUUCCUCUGCUAGAUGGCGUAGUCGAACUUGGAACUAUAGAAAAGGUUGAAGAAAACAUGGGAAUAAUCCAUAAAAUCAGGACUAUUUUCGACAUCAAUAACAUUGACCAUGAUGAUGAUGGUGGUGAUGGUAAUAAGCUGAUGCAACAACAAGAAGUGCCAAAGCCAGCCUUAUCGGAGCAUUCCAGCACAACUUGUAAUAAUUACAACAAUUCAGGAGCCCUACCAAUGUUAAUGCGACAAAGGAGGAUUCUUAGUAACAAUAAUUCCCCGCCACCAUUUUCAGUAAAUGUUGUGCCGCCGGCCGGUCCAUCCACAACUCCAAGUAGUACUAGUAAUAGACUCAUAGGCAUAGUAGACACCCAAGAUCAUAAUCAUAUGGCUAAUGUAGUAGAUGACGUAGAAGAAGAAGAGGACGAAGAAGUUGCCGAUGAUUCAGAGGCAUUGGUUCAAAGUGUUGGUAUUAGGUCCGGCAUAGCGGGAUUAAUGGAAGUGGAUGUGCAAUUUGAUCGUGACAUUCCGGAGAAUAUAAGGUUCAGUUCGCCUGAGGAUCAUUAUCGAAAUCAAGGUCUGAUGAUUCCGGUCACCAACUGCCAAACAACUGCCCUAGUGGCUGACCAUUCUAUCGGAUCGGAUUCAGGAUGCCGACGAUGGCCACUUACAGAGACCAAACCGAAUGCACCAUCAGGAGAAGGAAUCGGAAUUCCUGAAGUGCCUCCACAUCAAUCUUCCUCAGGAGUUCCUUCAUUAAUGGUGGGAUCAGGUGAUGUUGAAUUCGCGAAACAAGACGAAGAAUCAGAGGAGGUUCCCGACCAUUACUCACAAACAGUAUCCACCAUCCUUCACCACCAAUCCACCCGCUCUAAUUUCUCCGAUUCCUUAUCCAACUUCCCUUCCUACAUUCACACACUAUUUAUCUCCGCUCACUCAGCCUUCCGCAACUGGUCGCCGUCGCCAAUCACUUCCCGGUCAGCCUCCUCCCGUUCCCAGUCAGCCCUCAAGUACAUUCUCUUUACAGUUCCGCUCCUGCACUCCAAAUCCGGCCAGUGCGACUCCACCUCUGGCUCCCCGGUUUUGGUCAAGUCUCGGGAAGAAAGCAUUUCGGAGUCUGCCUCAGGGAAGUUGCGGAAACCAACCCCACCGGAAGAGCUCAGUGCAAACCACAUACUCUGUGAACGACGGCGUAGGGAGAAGCUGAAUGAGCGUUUUAUUAUAUUGAGGUCUCUGGUGCCUUUCAUCACCAAAAUGGACAAGGCGUCCAUACUUGGAGAUGCUAUAGAAUACGUGAAACAGCUGCGGACGAAGAUAACCGAGCUUGAGGCCCGAACACGUCAGCUGGAGGAGGAAAAUCAUGAUCCGUCCAAGAUCAAGGGGUAUACAAAUGCUGGGAGAGUCAAGAAGAUGAAGCUAACGGAGGACACAGGUAGUGGUGGAGGGAAGCCCACGGCACCGUCGGCAGUGGAGGGAACAGAGGUACAGGUGGAGGUUUCUAUAAUAGAAAAUGAUGCACUGGUGGAGCUGCAGUGUCCAUGUAGGGAAGGGUUGUUACUGGAUGUCAUGCAAGUGCUUAGGGAGCUCAAGGUGGAGACUACUUUGGUGCAAUCUUCUGCUAAUGAUGGGAUUUUUGUUGCUGAGCUCAGGGCUAAGGUGAAAGAGAACUUGAAUGGCAAAAAGGCCACUAUUAUGGAAGUCAAAAGAGCAAUCCACCAGAUCAUCCCCAUGACGCUCAAAAACUUAAGACCAAACAAGGGAAAAGAAUUAUGCUAG